AUGAGCAGCAAAAGGAGGUGUUUGGGAUUUCUUUUCCCUUCGGAUGCGGCUAAACUUGGCUGUUUUCAGACUUCUCCUUCAAACUUUUUUUUAUUUCAAAGCCAUUCAGCGAAGGACAUUCUUUCUCCCCUGGCAUCGAGCCCAGCUUCCAUUCCCCAACCCCUCCUACAUGACACACACUCUGUUUGGGCAACUGAGACCUUUGGUUUCCUUGGCCUUAUUCCCGAGGGUUGGUUUUCUUUUGUUUGUGAAGAAAGCCUCCCUAAUCCCUUCUCUGUUUAUAUCCCUGUGAAAAAAUCACACCACCUCCUGGGCGACUCUCUGUCUUUCACCACUAAAGCAGUACCAUCUGUCUAUGAGGAAAGGUAAGCCUCCGUUUUCCCCCUUUUGUCCGUCUAAAUAACGCAGCAGCUUUUCAGAAAACAAGUGCCUGUUUUUCUCCGAAAGUCGAUUAGGGCUCCAGGUUUGGGAACUUGUUGAAACAGGGCGGAGCCGAGCAGAGCAGGAAGGGGGAAAGGCAACGCUUCAAUCUGGAAUUGUUGUUAAAAGUUUGGGAGGAAAGUUUGCCUUUGAAAGCUGCAAAAGCAAAGAGGAACGAGGUGCCUGAACUUCUAAUGUGAGGUGGACAUUUUUCGACUACUCUUUAACGAGGAGUGACUUGAAAUAUUCAGGGGUGCAAUUUUGGCUGACUGGCUGUUCAGAUCCUCCCGGCAGGGCCAGUCCCCGCCAUGAGGCAAGGUGAGGUGACCGCCUCAGGCGGCAGGACCCACGGGGCAGCAGACCCAGCCUCCAAGGAAUGCAUCACCUGUUAGUGCUGCCAAUCCAUGCGCGCCUUGGAGGCUGGUUCUGCCGCCUCCUUGGCACCUCGUUCUAGAUGCUGUCUCUACAGCAGCCUCUUGGCAAAUAGGAGGUGCUGCUGGUCUCCCCCCAGCCCAGAAACUGCUCUCUGGGGUCUCCUGGGGUCUGACAUGAUUCGAAGCGGGCCUUUGAUUCCCACUUCAAAUGCCCUAGCCCCAUUUCAGGGAUUCGGAUGAAAUCGUGGCAAGCCCCUGGAUUCCUUUAACGGAAUUCCCUUCCGCACCAGCAUUGGAGGGGCAGGCCCAGCCUUUCCUUCCCCCUUCUCCAACCAAUGUAUAACCAAUGCCUAACCUCAACCUUACAAGUUGUGACGAUUUGCUACGUAGUAGGCGAAAACCAAACGGCACAGCCAAUCAGCCAUGUGGACAAAAUUCCUACCAGGUGCCUGCCCCAACGGCAGAUGACCCCAUGACAGGCAUAGCAAGGUCAACCAAAACACCCUGAACUCAGGGCGGGCUGGCGGGUGAUCUGAUGCACUCAGCGAAAGAGAAAGCAAAAAGUUGAGUGCCCCAGUAUUUAAAACCUUCGAUCCCACCCACCACAUUGCAACAUGCAAUUUGCUCCAGCAACCCAGCCUUCCAAUCAAAUGCCCUAGAUCAGCAUAUUUAACCCUGCCUGGCAACAGAGGGAUGGCUCGGCGGACUCCACUGCAACAUGUGCUCUCAUUUCAGGGAGAACACGCUUUGUGCAUUGGUAUGGGAGAGCAGGCUUUGGGUGGUAAAGCCAACAUUUUCGGCUCUUGGCGAGAAUAAAUGAGCACCAGUAGCCAUAUGCAUGUCUGCUCAGCUGCCCCCAUACUAUAACACCUUUAAAAUGAAAAUAGAUGGCCAAAAUAAACUCUGGAGGGGUGGGGGCAGAGCAUGGCCACAAUGGCCUAAGUGCUGGCAUUGGGUCUGUUUGCCACUGGCCCCAUCAUCUGUCCCUCUCUGGAUGGUCAUUUGGAGACUUUGACCACCAAAAUUCAGCCAUAGCUCCACUUCUUCCCCCUCCUGCAUUUUAUUCGGCUAAGUGUCUUGCAGGUGGUCCUCUCGUCUUCUCUUAUUUUGA
This is a messenger RNA of Podarcis lilfordi (Lilford's wall lizard), 1905 nucleotides long. Lineage: Eukaryota; Metazoa; Chordata; Lepidosauria; Squamata; Lacertidae. The record is from the annotation of a GenBank genome assembly.